This is a messenger RNA of Closterium sp. Naga37s-1, 885 nucleotides long. The record is from the annotation of a GenBank genome assembly. Lineage: Eukaryota; Viridiplantae; Streptophyta; Zygnematophyceae; Desmidiales; Closteriaceae.
AUGGUUGUCAUCCAUGAGUAUCAAAUUCCGUUGCCGCUGUCCGCAGAGGAGUACCGCAUAGCGCAGCUGUUCAUGAUCGCGCGGUUCAGCGAGCACCACUCGUCGGACAACAGCGACGGCGACGGCGUGGAGGUGCUCACCAACGAGCCCUUCCAGGAGGACGGGCGCCAGGGGCAGUACACGCACAAGAUCUACCACCUCGCCAAGAAGGUGCCUCAGCUGGUGCUGGCGAUUCUGCCCAAGAAGGCGUUGCAGCUGGAGGAGAAGUCGUGGAACUGCUACCCUCACUGCGUCACAGAGCUGACUAACCCCUACUUCACCAAGUUCAAGCUGCGCGUGGAGUCCGCCUACCUCAACCACCGCACACCGCAACACAACGCGCUAGGAGCGAGUGAGGAGGUGCUAGAGAGGAGGAGUGUGGAGGUGUUGGACGUGGCGGGCGAGGCGGUGGAGGCGUAUGUGCCCGAGGAGGACCCCGCGCGCUUCACCUCCCUCAAGACCGGCCGCGGCCCCUUCACUCCCGGCUGGCAGGAGCGGUGCGAGCCGUGCAUGGUGGCGUACAAGCUCAUCACAGUGGACCUGCCCUACUGGGGCUUUGGCCCUCAGCUCGAGAAAUACAUCGCCAAAGUGUUUCAGCGCAAGCUGAACAUAGAGGCGAACCGCAAGGCGAUCUGCUGGAUGGACGAGUGGCACGGCAUGAGCAUGGAGGACGUCCGACGCAUGGAGGCUGAGGCGUUCUCACGCAUCAACCAGGAUCGGCAGCACAACCCGCUGUUAACGGCGUGUAGCCCCUCGUUGACCGGCUGUCUUCACGCUCUCAUCUCCAUACACACCACACAGUGCACACUCAAGGCCUUCAUCGUUAAACGGCAGGUGGUUUUCUAA